GGCUGCGUGGCCCGGGAGGCCGUGCCAGGCUGCCGAGAGGGCCUCCGUGCAGGGCCCGGCUAAAAAUAGCAGGGGGACGGCGGGGCAGGGACAGCCGGUGGGAGGCUGGUGGGGAGGGGCCUCGAGGGGCCGCGAUGGCAGCCCGGGCCGGGGCGCCGUCAAUGGUGCUGGCGCACCCACCCUGUUCCCGGUGGCCGGCCAGCCGGCAGCCCAGCUGACGGGCUAUUUUUUCCCUGCUUGACUAAAUAUGGUCAGGGAGCAGAGCCCGAGGGGGCCACUCGGCCGGCCGCGUGUUUGGGAUGCUUGGCCGGGUAUAUAAGGACCGCCAAGGUGAGGCCCGCUCCUGACACCAGGGGGGCCCCACGCCCACCGGGGCCCUGGGGCCAGCCCUCCCCACGGUCCCCUCCCCCGCCUGCGCGCCUGUGCGAGCCUGCACGCAUCCCGGGUGUCCCCUUUUGUUCCAGCCUGACCUCUACCUUGCGCUGACCCCGGCUGGGGGUGCAGGAGCGCCCCGCGGGCGGCUGGAGCCCGGCGCCGGCCGGGAGGGGCUCAAGGCGCGAGUGCGUCGGGAGCUCCGGCCUCCCCCACCCCUGCAUUCGCGAUUGGCUCCGGGAGAGGGUGGAUGGCGCUGCCGCGGCUGCAGCAUCUCCCGGAGCGCCGCGCGGGGCGCACCGUACCGCGAGCCGCGACCCUGCGCCCGCCGCCGGCGUCGCCAGCCCGGCUGGAGGGGCUCCUCGGUCUUCAGAGACAGCAGCCCCGAGCCCCACCCCUGGGCGCCCGUUCCUGGAGGCACACGGCCAGGGAGCUGCCCCCUAGGUGCCCGACGCCCAGGUGGCAGACCCAGGCGGGACCCGGAGACCUCCUGUCGUCCAUCUCCGAGGGUCUGGCGGGACCUCUGCCCGCCGAGGCCUGGGGAGCCCCAGGGCCCGCACCCCGGGCUGGGGCUGUGGGCACUGCCCCCGGCUCUGUCCUGCAGCAGGCGAAGGCUGUCGCCAGGGUCCCCUGCCCCCCACUUGGUCUGCCACCGGCCGUUCCCUCCUGUGCCAGACGGCGGCGCCGUGACCCAGAGGCUGCGCAGCCACAGGCCAGGGGCUCGUCCCCUCCUUCCCAGGGCCCCUGCUCUCCCUCCACCUUUACCCAGAAGCGACCCUCUGAUGGUGGAUUUCAAACCACCCCCCAGGCCUGUGAGCAGAGGCCCUCAGAUACUGAGUGAGGGAGUGGGGGGACCCGCUGAGUGCCCGAAGCCAGCUGAGGGGGCCGGCCGGUGGCCAAGGGCACACGGCUGCGUCAUUCACGCCUCCCUCAGGAAGCCGGGGGGCCAGCCGGGCACCCUUCUCCAGUGCAGGGCCCCAUGUCCGUUGCGUGUGUCGCUCGGGCCUCACACGGCAGGCAGCCCAGGCCCGCGGUGGCCUCGCUGGGUGCCCUGCAGCCAUGGCCGCCCCUGCGCCCUGAGCCCAGGCAGGAGCACGGGAUGCCAGGUGGCCUUCCCAGUCUCGGUCACACCGGCCACGAAUGUGCUCCUGAGCCGCCGGCCCCGCUCCUGACCUCAGGGCCCUCUGGUCUGGGUCUCGGCCAGGCCCAUCUCUUUCCCUAAAUUAUGCCGCGGGAGCCGGCCCGGUCUUCCAGGUGAUAAGACACAGAAAUCCAUCCUGCCGCUUCGGCAAAGAAAGCUCCGCAGUUCUGUGACCUCUGCACCCCCCGCACGCCCUGUCCCCCGCUCGUGGGUCUGUUUGAGGCGGAAUUGAUCUCCAGGAGGGGUCCCAUCCA
Messenger RNA from Phyllostomus hastatus (greater spear-nosed bat), 1767 nucleotides. RefSeq names its product homeobox protein CDX-1-like. The transcript has 4 exons. Bases 623 to 1213 code for a protein of 196 amino acids. The record is from RefSeq and is a predicted model, not a curated record. Lineage: Eukaryota; Metazoa; Chordata; Mammalia; Chiroptera; Phyllostomidae.